Molecule: messenger RNA, 2116 nt
Organism: Trematomus bernacchii (emerald rockcod)
Lineage: Eukaryota; Metazoa; Chordata; Actinopteri; Perciformes; Nototheniidae
Gene: zdhhc11
Product: zinc finger DHHC-type containing 11
Exons: 11
Coding region: 289-1509 (406 amino acids)
Biological process (GO): protein targeting to membrane; peptidyl-L-cysteine S-palmitoylation
Cellular component (GO): endoplasmic reticulum; Golgi apparatus
Molecular function (GO): protein-cysteine S-palmitoyltransferase activity
Source: RefSeq, a predicted model, not a curated record
UUUCCAUCGCGCCGCUCCGACCUGCUGAGUGAGUUGAUUCUUCAACUUCUGAUUCAGGUCCCUCGGUGACACAAACCCGAGGACGUCGGAUUAUUUUAUCCUUUUUAUGCUUUUAAUUGUUUCGGUUUAUUUCUUGGCCUUUUAUUUCAUUAUGUGAAUUGUACCUUUUGAAGCACCUGCUCGGCGGAUACUCUAAUUAUGGGAUAUCAAACGGUGGAAAUCUCCGUCAGCAUCUGAACAGGAAUAUUUUUGUUUUUAUCUCAUUGUCGCUUUCUUUCAACGGCAAAAAUGAACUGCUUCAACAAAAAGCUGAGACGCACAUCUCCCAUACAUGGCAGCAGUAAAAAUGAACUGGUCCCCUCAAAACCUCCCAGGAUGAACGGAUGGUCGUGGCCCCCUCAGGCUUUCCAAGUAGUCGGCUGGCUGGUGUACAGCUACCUCGGGAUCGUCAGCUUCGGCAUCUAUAUCCCUCUUCUGCCUCCGCCAUGGAACCAUGUGGUCUAUUCUGUGAUUGGCAUAGCUUUUGUUUUGCAUUUUUUCACCCAUAUUGCAGCUGCCACUAUAGACCCAGCAGAUGCCAGUGUGAGGGCCAAACAGAGCUACUCAAAUCCAAUGCCGUUUUUUGACCGGAUGAAGCAACCGCAUGUCAUCAAGGAUCUACACUGUUAUCUUUGUGAUGUCAAGGUUGGCCCCAACGUUAAACACUGUGGUGUUUGCAACAAGUGUGUGGAAGACUUUGAUCACCAUUGCCAAUGGCUGAACACGUGUGUGGGGGGCAGAAACUACUGGUGCUUCUUUGUGGCACUGUGCUCUGCUACGCUUGGCGUCUUCAUGCUUGUUGUUGUCAUCUUGUUCAUAUGUAUUCAGCAUUACUUGAAUCCAGACAGCCUCCGGACUGCCCCACAGUUUCACAAUCUGCUGGGGAACAGUACCUGGCUGGUGUUUUUACCCUCGGCACCCAUAAAGACUAGUUCAGCUGGUCUGCUUAUCUUAGCCUUUAUGACAGCCAUGCUGAGCAUCGCCUGCCUGCUGCUGCUCGCUCAUCUGCUGGGCUUUCACUUUUACCUCUUUUUUAAAGGCAUAAGCACGUAUGAUUAUAUAAAGACGCAGCGCCAAAAAGAAGGCAGAAAAUCUGAAUCAGGAAAUCCAAAAGAUGUGAAAAUCCAUAACAAGACCCUACAGAGUCAAGAUACCUCCAUUGACUGUGAGCCAGCAUUAUCACAGAGUUCAGGUACCUGCAAAUUGGGAAAUAAAGGCUCACUCGCAAGCCGAUUUUCAGAGUCCAUAUGCACUGAGUUGGAAACCUUGAGGAAAUCGGCAGAUAAAGAGAACCGUUUCCUUUAUGGCACAGAAGAUCCCACAAAAAACACAGCAAUGGAAUUGAGCAACAGUAAAAGCAGGAUGCCCGACAUUGAAGAGGCUCAGAGCGGCGUUGUGACGUCUGCUCACAGAGUUCCAGGAGUGCAGGACCCUCUGGGCAGCGCCGUUAUGACUCCAGAUGACACUUAGCAGUACCUGAUGUCCGUGUGGCGGUGCAUCGGGAUAAGCUGCUCUGAGGAUUUAUUAUUUUAUCAAGAAACAUUUGCGACACAAUCACAUGGAGCAUUGUGAUAUGGACAGUGGACGUCUUGAACUUCAUGGAAUGUUUUUGUCCUCCAGUGGAUAUUUUGUAUGCAGUCUGAACUGUGAAGCCGUCAUUGUGUUUCUUUUCCUUUUUUUUAUCUGCACUUUUUUAUGACAACCUUUUGAAUUAUUUAAAGCGUUGUUUUAUCUCACCGACUUUGAAAAAAGAGAGCCAAAGUCCGGCCCCACUUCCAGGUCGGCCUCUAUUCCACUACACUGAGUCAGAUAAACAGACAGAUUUUGGCAUGUUUCUCAAACAGUUUACUGUUCAUAUUCCAAGCCAAAUGAGAUCAAGAAAUGUACUGGCAGUAACUUUCAGACUCUUAUCAUUGUAUCUGAUGUCCAAAGAGAAAGCCUUUUAUGGCAAAAUGAAUAGUCUCACUAGAAGUAGUGGAGCGCACUGUGAAUUGUAUUUAUUAUUUAAUGAUUUCUCAAAGCUGUUGGUGUUUAGAGACUGUUUUUGCUAGAUUUGAUAGUAAAGAUUUUAAAUUAA